ACAUCCUCUCCCUCCUCUAGAACCCGCAAAGGCCCAACUUCCCCAAACCCAGCAGAUCUCCCUCUCUCUCUCUCUCUCUCUCUCAAAAUCAUUCUCUCACCAACUCCAUAGCCAGCAAUCAUUAUGCAAAUGGCGCCGAUACCGGCGGAGAACGGCGUCGAAGGGGACGACGAGAGAGAAGACGAGGAAGCAGAUGAGGACGAAGAGGAGGAGGAGGAGGAAGAGGAGGAGGAGGAGGGGGAGGAGGAGGAGGAAGAGCCGAGGCUCAAGUACCAGAGGAUGGGAGGCAGCAUCCCCUCGCUCCUCGCGAACGACGCGGCGUCGUGCGUCGCCGUCGCCGAGCGAAUGAUCGCGCUCGGCACUCACGGCGGGACCGUGCACAUCCUUGAUUUUCUGGGCAAUCAGGUUAAGGAAUUCGCUGCCCAUACAGCUGCUGUCAAUGACCUUAGUUUUGACACAGAAGGUGAAUAUAUAGGAAGCUGUUCAGAUGAUGGAUCUGUUGUGAUAAAUGGCCUCUUCACUGAUGAGAGAAUGAAGUCUGAUUAUCAACGUCCAAUGAAGGCUGUUGCUUUAGACCCUGAUUACGCCAAAAAAGCAUCCAGAAGAUUUGUAGCUGGUGGUUUGGCGGGUCAUUUAUAUUUUAACAUGAAGAAAUGGUUAGGCUACAAGGACCAGGUUUUGCACUCUGGCGAAGGUCCAAUUCAUGCAGUGAAGUGGAGAACAAGCUUAAUUGCUUGGGCCAAUGAUGCUGGCGUCAAAGUUUAUGACUCAGCCAAUGAUCAGCGUAUCACAUUUAUUGAGAGGCCCAGAGGAAGCCCGCGACCUGAGCUUUUACUCCCUCAUUUAGUUUGGCAGGACGAUACACUGUUAGUCAUUGGCUGGGGAACAUCUGUGAAAAUUGCAUCCAUCAGAACUAAUCCAAAUAAAGUUGCCAAUGGUACCUAUAACCAUAUUCCAGCCUCCACUACGAAUCAGGUGGAUAUUGUGGCAUCAUUCCAAACAAGCUAUUACAUAUCAGGGAUUGCUCCCUUUGGUGACUCUUUGGUUGUUCUAGCUUAUAUACCGGGGGAAGAAGAUGGGGAGAAGGACUUUAGCAGCAGUGUACCUUCCCGUCAGGGAAAUGCACAGAGACCAGAAGUACGUGUAGUAACUUGGAACAAUGAUGAACUGGCUACAGAUGCCCUACCUGUGCAUGGUUUUGAGCAUUACAAGGCCAAGGACUACUCCCUUGCUCAUGCUCCUUUCUCAGGUAGCAGCUAUGCUGGGGGUCAGUGGGCUGCUGGAGAUGAGCCUUUGUAUUAUAUCGUCUCUCCCAAAGAUGUGGUUAUAGCAAAGCCUAGGGAUGCUGAAGAUCACAUAUCUUGGCUUCUGCAGCAUGGCUGGCAUGAAAAAGCUUUAGCAGCAGUGGAAGCUGGUCAAGGACGCAGUGAACUUGUUGAUGAGGUAGGAUCCAGGUACCUUGAUCAUUUGAUUGUGGAAAGGAAGUAUGCUGAAGCUGCUUCUUUGUGUCCAAAAUUGUUGCGUGGAUCUGCUUCAGCAUGGGAGAGAUGGGUUUUCCAUUUUGCACAUCUACGCCAGCUUCCUGUUUUGGUUCCAUAUAUACCGACAGAAAAUCCAAGGUUGCGUGAUACGGCAUAUGAGGUUGCCCUGGUGGCAUUGGCAACAAAUCCAUCUUUCCACCAUGAGCUAUUAUCAACCGUCAAAUCUUGGCCACGAGCAAUAUAUUCAUCAUCGCCUGUUAUCUCAGCCAUUGAACCACAGCUCAACACUUCAUCCAUGACUGAUGCUCUCAAGGAGGCUCUGGCAGAGUUGUAUGUAAUUGAUGGCCAAUAUGAGAAAGCCUUUUCACUCUAUGCUGAUCUUAUGAAGCCAGAGGUGUUUGACUUCAUCGAAAAACAUAACUUACAUGAAGCCAUUCGUGAAAAGGUUGUCCAGUUGAUGAAGCUAGAUUGCAAACGCGCAGUUCCUUUGUUCAUUCAAAACAGGGAUUUGAUGACACCAUCCGAUGUGGUUUCUCAACUUUUAAAAGCCAGCGAUAAGAGUGAUUCAAGACAUUUUUUGCAUCUAUAUCUGCAUUCCUUGUUUGAAGUGAAUCCUCAUGCUGGAAGAGAGUUUCACGAUAUGCAGGUAGAGCUCUAUGCUGACUUUGAUCCGAAGAUGCUGCUUCCUUUUCUUCGCAGUAGUCAACACUACACAUUAGAAAAGGCUUAUCACAUUUGUGUUAGAAAAGAGCUCAUUAAGGAGCAAGUGUUUAUACUGGGAAGGAUGGGGAAUUCAAAACAAGCUCUUGCUGUCAUCAUCAAUAAUUUGGGAGACAUAGAAGAGGCUGUAGAAUUUGUGAGCAUGCAGCAAGACGACGACCUAUGGGAAGAAUUAAUUAAACAAUGUCUUGACAAACCUGAAAUGGUGGGUGUGUUGCUGGAGCACACUGUGGGGAAUCUCGAUCCACUUUAUAUAGUCAAUAUGGUGCCAAAUGGUUUGGAGAUACCUCGGCUAAGGGAUCGUCUUGUCAAAAUCAUCACUGAUUACAGGACUGAAACAUCUCUCAGACACGGGUGCAACGAUAUUCUUAAGGCGGAUUGUGUUAACCUCUUGGUAAAGUACUACAAGGAAGCAAGACAUGCUGUGUAUUUGAGCAAUGAAGAAGAUGAGGCUCGAGCGAAGAAGAAAGAUAGUAAGGCUUAUCAGGAAACAGAAAAAUCGUCCAGCCUGAGAACUACAGGGGUAAAGUCCAAAACUAGGGGAGCUGCAAGAUGUUGCAUUUGUUUCGACCCCUUCUCCAUACGAGAUGUGUCCGUGGUCGUUUUCUUUUGCUGUCACUCGUACCACGCGAGUUGUCUUACGGAUUCCACAUAUACGUUUAGCGGCAAAAAAGGGACUAAAGAAGCUUCUUCAGACAGCAUGUCGCAUUAUGAUUAUGAUUGUGAGUACGAUGAUGAGGAAGAUGAGGAUGAUGACCAUAAGGGUACCAAUCGCAUGCGAUGUAUAUUAUGUACUACUGCCGCCAGUUGAGUGUGUCCAGUGUGUGCUUGUCCUUGCAUGAGAGGGUGGGUGAGUCUUCCAUGCCUGUAAUUUUUGGUGUGCCACAACGGCUUUAUUGGUUUAUUUAUUUUGUGGGGGCCUUCUUGUUCUUCUUCGGUCUCUACUGACU
This is a messenger RNA of Rhodamnia argentea, 3151 nucleotides long. Its product is annotated as vacuolar protein sorting-associated protein 41 homolog. Gene Ontology annotation, biological process: protein targeting to vacuole; endosomal vesicle fusion; vesicle-mediated transport. Lineage: Eukaryota; Viridiplantae; Streptophyta; Magnoliopsida; Myrtales; Myrtaceae. The transcript has 19 exons. Gene Ontology annotation, molecular function: protein binding. The record is from RefSeq and is a predicted model, not a curated record. Gene Ontology annotation, cellular component: late endosome; HOPS complex. Bases 124 to 3012 code for a protein of 962 amino acids.